AUUAUUAGAGUGACGUCCCUUUGUUGAAGUCAUUUCCCAAAACUUGGUGAUGGACACGUUAUGAGAAACUACAAGCAUGAAAGGUUCGCUCGAUUAUUCCGUUGAUGUCCUACACAUGAUUGUUGUCGAGAAGAUUAAGUCACUUUGACAAGACAGUUUCAUCAGAUUCACUGAAGUCAAAGUGCACAGAUCGAAAGAACAAAGUACACUGACAAGAAAAUGACGUCCCUCCUGUCUUAUGUUUUAUCUGUUCUGAAAAGAAGACCCCCACCCAGGGCCAGCAAACACAACCUCCCUCAACCAAGGGUCUGCCAUCUUGAAUUGGGAGCAGACGUCAUUCGGGACAGGAAAGUCUUCGUAAUCGGGGACGUUCACGGCUGCUAUGACGAACUGUGUGAACUGAUUGACAAAGCUAAACAGAAAGAGCCCAAUAUUCUGUGUGUAUUUGUUGGAGAUUUAAUCAACAAGGGCCCCAAGAGCAAAAAAGUACUAGAACUAGUUCAAAGCAUGGAGUGCUACUCAGUACGUGGUAACCAUGACGAUGUGGUCCUCCAUGAAUAUUACAGAUCCAUCGGGGACCCAAAUUGCGUUAUGAAGGAUAAAAAUAAAUGGAUAAAAGACCUACCAUGGACCGAUUUUGAAUAUUUAAAAGAUUUACCAUACACGAUAUCCAUUCCAAGUUUGAACGCAACCAUAGUUCACGCAGGUCUCAUUCCGGGCUGGGGAUUCGAAGGGCAAGACUUCACGGCUAUGACUCACAUGAGGAAUAUAGAACAAUUGUAUACAGUAUUUCAUGGCCUGUAUCCCACCCUCAUCCCAUCUGAGAGUUCAAAGGACGGAGUUCCCUGGGCUUCCUUGUGGCCGGGCCCUGAUCAUGUGUACUUCGGUCAUGAUGCGGUACGUGGUCUUCAGAUGUAUCAAUAUGCUACCGGCCUUGACACUGGUUGUGUGUAUGGAAAGUGCUUGACGGGUGUUUUCCUGGAUGGAACAAGAGAGAUGAUAUCAGUGAAAUCCAAACAGCCAGACAUGUUUUCAAAGACUGAUUAAAGAUCUUAGACUUUGUUUAUGUUUGUUUUAUGUUUUUUAACAUGAUUGUGCUUUAAGUCACACUUUUAUCAUCUCUUGGUUUAUUUGGAUAUUCAUGAACAAGUUUAGUGAUAAUAAAAAAUGUUAUGACUUUA
This is a messenger RNA of Haliotis rufescens (red abalone), 1181 nucleotides long. Its product is annotated as bis(5'-nucleosyl)-tetraphosphatase PrpE [asymmetrical]-like. Gene Ontology annotation, molecular function: endopolyphosphatase activity; phosphatase activity. The record is from RefSeq and is a predicted model, not a curated record. Gene Ontology annotation, biological process: polyphosphate catabolic process. Lineage: Eukaryota; Metazoa; Mollusca; Gastropoda; Lepetellida; Haliotidae. The transcript has 3 exons. Gene Ontology annotation, cellular component: cytoplasm. The coding region runs from base 220 to 1047 and encodes 275 amino acids.